AUGCAGGUUACUCACCUGGACCAUCUUUCGUUUCUCGGCGCCGGUACAAACACCUACUACUGUACCAUUCUUCGCCAAUAUCACGACGUCGGAACUCCGGGCGUGCCCACAUAUUCGGGGCAUAUUGGACUGAAGGGUGAUACACAAGAGAAACCGAAAAGGUCGUUCUUCUGGUAUUUCCCUGCUGAACACGAUGCUAACAAUGCGCCUGUCAUCCUGACGGUUGGAGGCGGGCCAGGAACCAGUGGAUUGAUCAACCCUGUAUUCGGUCAGUCGCCUUGCACGAUGACCAAAGACGGACUUGUGCGAAACCCCGAGAAGAGUGAAUGGAGCGAACAUUACAACCUCGUCGGGCUCGACCAUCCGGUCGGUGCUGGUUAUUCUUAUGGAUCAAGGGUCAAUAACAGUCGUGAUGCAGCUUAUGAUGUGUACGAUUUCUUACAGAAGUUCUUCUCCAUCUUUCCCGAGCUCUCCAGGAAUCAGUUCUACGUGUCUGGGGGGUCGUACGGUGGCAUCUAUGUUCCGCACAUAGCUACAGUUAUACAUGAGCAGAACCAGCGACAUACAGGUGCCAUUAAUAUCAAUUUAGAGGCUCUGCUUGUCAGCAAUCCCUUCUCUGAUCCUGCCUCGCACUACAAGUGGCAGCUCUACUACAUGUGCACAUUGACCGAUGUAUACAACUCCACCACCUGCGCGGACCUGCAUGCUGUUCUACCGUCUUGCCUCGAAAGCAUCGAGAUGUCGAUGUUGUCUCCCACUCUGGACAACAAGCUCGCGUCACUCAAAGUAUGUAUAGCUAUCAAGGAAGGUGACACCCAUGGUAGAGUAAUCGAGGAUGUUCGACGUGUGGUGCACGACCCAUUGUCAUGUCACUCCGAAUUCACUUGGGCAACUAAGUUUUUCAACAGUUCAACUACGAAGGCGUUACUUGGUGUCCCGGACUAUGUCAAUUAUACGUCGUUUAGCGGUGAUGUGAGUAAUGACUUCAUAGGGAACGCAGAUAUAUGGCACAGGCAUUACCUCCUCUACGAACCACUUCUUCAAAGUGGUAUCCGUGCACUGCACUGGAUAGGCGCUCGCGACGCCAACUGUCCUUGGCCAGGAGUCCUCUCAUUCCUCAAACUCUUACGGACGCCGUUCCAGCAAGAGUUCCUCGCAGCGCUCGAUUUGUCUUGGUCUGACGGGGAAGCGACUGUCCGCGCCAUUGGUGCUGGGGCGGGGAAUAUGACGUACAUCCUCUUGGCUGAGGCGGGUCAUUUUGUGGUCAAAGAUCAGCCUGCACUUGCGAAGAAAAUCGUGGAGGGAUGGAUUGAGAACAAGCCUUGGUUUGACUAG
Molecule: messenger RNA, 1335 nt
Organism: Desarmillaria tabescens
Lineage: Eukaryota; Fungi; Basidiomycota; Agaricomycetes; Agaricales; Physalacriaceae
Product: alpha/beta-hydrolase
Exons: 10
Coding region: 1-1335 (444 amino acids)
Biological process (GO): proteolysis
Cellular component (GO): fungal-type vacuole
Molecular function (GO): serine-type carboxypeptidase activity
Source: RefSeq, a predicted model, not a curated record